UACACGAGUCAAAGUGAAUUGACUUUAAUAUGGUGAGGCAGAAUCAUGUCUAUGCCCCCCGUUGAUGUGGGUCCACCAUUUAAUUUUUCUGCUCGCAUGAUGGUGGUUGGAGAUGCAGCCGAGCAGAUCCAUGUUUUCCUCCUCUCACGUGUACCGGCAGCGCCUGUCAAGCUGUCUCUAAAGCCGAGAGGAGAGCUUAUUAUGGGAGCUGCUCCUGCUGUCCUAUAUCAGCAGCAGCCAGCAUUUCUCCAGUCAUCUCCAACCAUGGCUCCAAGUGAACGCGGUCUACUCCACCGACAGACCACGAAUCCGAGAGGAAAGUGUUUUUAAGCCGUUAAUAAUGAAACGAGGAAGGACAGGUCUCAAAUCAAGUUGCCAGGCCUUCCCCUCCCAGGAGAGGGCUAAAAGACAGAAGCGGGGGGCGUCCAGCUUUGCAGAGGAUUGGGGUAACCUGCCCCACCACGUCGUCCUGCAGAUCUUCCAGCACCUGUCCCUUGUGGACCGGGCCAGGGCGUCGUCCGUGUGCCGGCGCUGGAAUGACGUGUUUCACACCCCUGACCUGUGGAGGAAGUUCGAGUUCGAGCUCAAUCAGCCAGCCACGUCUUACCUGCGCUCUACUCACCCCGACCUCAUUCAGCAGAUCAUCAAGAAGCACGCCCAGCACCUGCAGUAUGUUAGCUUCAAGGUGGACAGCUGCAUAGAGUCUGCAGAGGCAGCCUGUGACAUUCUCUCCCAGCUGGUGAACUGUACCAUUAAGACCCUGGGGCUGAUUUCCACUGCACGGCCCAGCUUCAUGGAUGUGUCACAGGCCCACUUUGUGUCUGCACUGACAGUGGUGUUUGUCAACUCCAAGUCCCUGUCCUCUAUCAAGAUUGAUGACACCCCAGUGGACGACCCAUCCCUGAAGGUGCUGGUUGCCAACAACAGUGACACCCUUAAGUUGCUGAAGAUGAGCAGCUGUCCUCAUGUCUCCCCAGCAGGUAUCCUGUGUGUGGCAGACCAGUGCCACGGUCUCAGGGAGCUGGCGUUGAACUACCACCUCCUGAGUGAUGAGCUCCUGCUCGCCCUUUCCUCUGAAAAACACGUCCACUUGGAGCACCUGCGCAUUGACGUGGCGAGCGAAAACCCCGGCCAGACACACUUUCACACCAUCAAGAGGAGCAGCUGGGAGGCUUUGGUCCGACACUCACCCAAGGUCAACAUCGUCAUGUACUUCUUCCUCUACGAGGAGGAGUUUGAGCCCUUCUUCCGUGAGGAAACCCCAGUCACCCACCUGUACUUUGGCCGGGCGGUUAGCAAAGAGAUGCUGGGCCGCAUCGGACUGAACUGCCCUCGGCUGGUGGAGCUGGUGGUGUGCGCCAACGGCCUCGAGCCCCUGGAUGAGGAGCUGAUCCGUAUCGCAGAGCGCUGCAAAAGCUUGACGGCCAUCGGGUUAGGUGAGUGUGAAGUGACCUGCAGUGGCUUUGUGGAGUUUGUGAAGAUGUGCGGGGGCAGGCUCACUCAGCUGUCCAUCAUGGAGGAGGUGCUGAUCCCAGACAGCAGCUACAACAUGGAGCAGAUCCACAGCGAGGUGUCCAAACACCUGGGCCGCAUGUGGUUCCCUGAUAUGAUGCCCACCUGGUAGGCUAAAACCAGAGUGGAGGGCUGUUAAUAAAGUACAUGACCUCUCUGGAUACUAACUGUAUGAGUCGUUUUAAGUGUGUUCACAGUCACACAUUUUACUGUUGAACUGUGGUAGAACGUGUAAUGUCAUGUGCUUUUUUUGGACAAUAAGUAGAUGAGAGACAGAUUCUCUGUCAUCAGUGUUCUUUGCUGGCUGGGUCAUUUCUAAAGCUUGUAUUUCUACCUGCAGUGAAUUUGAUGUGUGACUAAUAAUAUCCUCUGAAACCUUUUUCUCACUUAAAAAACAUGCAUCUCUGGAUUUCUGUCUGGCUAAAUUGUGAGCCCUCGGCUUUCUGUCUAUGCAUAGAUAUUGUGAUGUGAACUUUUGGCUGCAGUAGGUUCUCUCAAUUUGUGAAGGUCUGGAUUUACAGUCACUCACUGCAACCUGUCAGCCAUUGUGUGUACAGGAUGUAUAUCUGCCAUCUGCUGGUUGCCUGUGUUAAAAGCAUCACACUAUCAUUUAACCUGAACAGCGUCUCAUUCCAGCUCUUAUUUUCUGGUAAAAGUAUAUUCACUUCACUUCACUCACUUAAGUAUCAGCUCAUCUACUCCUGCUUCAGUUAGUGAUUUUCUAUGUUUCCAAGGAUUCAGUUUGAGAGUUAGACCCCCACCUGGACUCUGUGGUUGGUAGAAUGAGCAUUAACAAUAAUACAGAACAAGAGUUUCCAGUUGAGUCAGAGUCACGCCUUCAUGUAAAACACAAUGGGUCUUUUGUGUUCUUUCCUAUUAAUGUUUGUGUCAGCAGGAGACUGAAAUAUUUAAUCCUAAACUAUAAUGUAACAGUUAGUUAUUUAAUUUAAAGACUAUUAAAUUGUGCUAUAAAGUAUUGAACUCAAUUUUAGAAAUUAAACCAGUCUGACAGGUCAAGACUGAGGACAAGUUUCAUUUAUUUAUUUUUUUCACUAAUGAAAUUGAUUUUCUUUCCAUUCAAAUUGGCAUUUAAAGCUAAUUUAUUAUGUUUACAGUUUGAAGUUGAAAGACUAAAUCAAAGUCCCUUGUCAUCCCCUAAAUGUGUCCAGUAAUCCUCCAGAAUGAGGUAAAAUGCAGCUAAACAACAAAAUGAAUCCUUCAAUACAAUGUGUUUAAAGUGGGAGUUCUGUUGUCACAGGUUGUAAUCGUAAAUAUGCAUAACAUGACACAAGACACAUUUCAGCACUUUUAAGAGUUAUUUUUAAGCUUUUUGUAUAAUCAUCUCAGAUGUACUUUAUUUUUUAUUAUAGAUGGUCGUACCUGUUCAUUGAGGAGCAGUGCCUAGAACAGAUGAAGGUUUUGAGACCUGAUGUCUUUAGUGUGUUUAAGAUAGAGGCCAAUGCACUAAAUAUCUGGUAAUUAGGGUUUCAUGUUUGACCAUGAUAAAGAUAGAUUAAAACAAUUGUAAAGAUUUGCUUUGUAUUUGAUAUUUUGUCAGUUAAAUGUCAAAUAUUCAUCUCAUGUUUACACAGUUUUCAUGUAUGUACAGUAGUGAUAGGCUUGCUCAGGUCUGGAAGAAGUCUGCUUCAUUGUAACUGCUCUUUCUUUUACUUAUGCUGCAGAUAAUUCUCAGUAAAACUGUGUUUAAAUAACAUAAAUGUUGUAUGUUCUUGUGGCUCUGAUACAGUGAAGCCUGGUAUCGUGUGUUUUUCUGACUGUCCCAUUUGACCUUUCUGCAGCUCUUUGUUUUCAACACUAGAGGGCAGCAGUGAUCCAACUGGAGACAGCGGGACGUUAUAUAAGCAGAGCAGCUACUGUAUAAUGAAGUGUGCCAAUGAUAACUCAGCCCUUUUUACAAAUG
Molecule: messenger RNA, 3433 nt
Organism: Lates calcarifer (barramundi perch)
Lineage: Eukaryota; Metazoa; Chordata; Actinopteri; Centropomidae
Gene: fbxl3l
Product: F-box and leucine-rich repeat protein 3, like
Exons: 5
Coding region: 341-1624 (427 amino acids)
Biological process (GO): SCF-dependent proteasomal ubiquitin-dependent protein catabolic process; entrainment of circadian clock by photoperiod; G2/M transition of mitotic cell cycle
Cellular component (GO): nucleus; SCF ubiquitin ligase complex; cytosol
Molecular function (GO): protein binding
Source: RefSeq, a predicted model, not a curated record